Messenger RNA from Rotaria sordida, 528 nucleotides. The record is from the annotation of a GenBank genome assembly. Lineage: Eukaryota; Metazoa; Rotifera; Eurotatoria; Philodinida; Philodinidae.
AUGUCAAUUGAUUUUAUUUAUACUACAUUGUAUACUUUACCAACAGCUGGUAAAGCUGUGAAAAAACCUGCAGCAGCAGCAGCAGCAACAACAACAACACCUGCACCACCAGCAAAAGCUCCUGCGAAAUCUCCUCAAAAAGCACCAGCAGCUAAAUCUCCUUCUAAAGUUGCUAAGAAAAAGAAGAAACCUGGAAAAAAAAGUGGUAAACCUAAAACAGGUUCUUGGACAGUGCCAAAUGCUGAUCAAAAGAAAUUAUUUAAUGAUUAUAAAGCUAUUUUACGUACAAAACUUCUUGCUCGAAAACAUAAUAUAUCUGCAACAUAUCAAUUAGAACCAGCUAAACAUGGUUCCCAAGAGCUUGAUAAAACAACUUUACAUCAUUAUUUAAUCAAAUUACCCGAUUCGAAAUAUGCUCAUGCUAUUAUUGGUAUAAAUAAAGAUUCAAAAAAACCUGCACCAAUUGAUGAAAAUAAUGCUUCGAUUCGUCGUACAAUUUAUGAUAAUCUCGCAGCAGCUGAAAUCUGA